AUGAGAUCAAUAUUAUCUAAAGUGGUUAUUAAGCCAGAUAUUUUCAUUGGUUGUACUGAAGAUGCUGCUAGAAGAUGGAUCAUUGAAAUUGAAAAACCAAAAGAUAUAGAAGUCCUUCUUAAAUUAUUCCAAGGUAGGCUUUCAAAAGACUCAUCCGAGUUUCCAAAGGUGAACAGACUGUUGAGCAAGUUUUUAUUGAACAUGAUCCUUUUAGGAGUAGCCGAUAUUCUGGUCACUGAUGGAUUUCAAUACUUGUAUAUUGAGCUGAAAUCUGCAGACGCUACAAAGAUUGAAUUCAACUACUACUAUCUUGAAAACAUUUCUACAAAACCAACAACCAUUAAAGAAUUCCUUUUCUGGUGGUUUUACAAAAAGAGAGAAUUAGAAGUCAAUCAAUUGAUUCCAUUAUCUGAUUUAAUCAACAAACAUUUGAAAACAGAUGGAACGUCUCAAGAACCUGAUGUUGAAGCUAAUGGAAGGUAUAAGUUUGGAAUUAAAGAUGUUAUACAAUUAUAUUGA
Molecule: messenger RNA, 519 nt
Organism: Hansenula ciferrii
Lineage: Eukaryota; Fungi; Ascomycota; Saccharomycetes; Phaffomycetales; Wickerhamomycetaceae
Exons: 1
Coding region: 1-519 (172 amino acids)
Source: RefSeq, a predicted model, not a curated record